CUUGACUAGUAAAUAAAUUUGACUGGAUAAAAUAACCGGUUAUAACCGGUAACCCUUUAACCGGUGUUCUUACUAUAAGAACCACCUUAAACAAGUCGUCUCUCUACACUUGCUUCAUUCAUUUCUCAAACCGUUUAUCCCUCCUCCGUCGUCUCUGCAGAAUCACUCUCUCGCCGGAGUUUUUCACCUGCAGAGCUCUCGAUUUUUCUCUCGAGCAUCAUCAUUCUCUUCGGAUCAAUCACCAGCGGAUAGAGAGAUGGCGUCGAGAAACUCCGUCACCGGAUUCGCGUUGUUCAGUUUUGUAUUCGCCGUCAUCUUGUCUCUCGCCGGCGCUCAAUCCCUAGCUCCAGCUCCUGCUCCCACCAGCGAUGGAACAUCGAUAGAUCAAGGGAUAGCGUACUUGCUAAUGGUGGUGGCGUUAGUGCUGACUUACCUAAUUCAUCCUCUUGAUGCUUCUUCUUCCUACUCCUUCUUCUAAUCUCUCUUUCUUUCUUUCAUCAGUUUUUUUUUUUUUUUGCAACUUGUUCUUAGUUUCAAUUUGCCUUUUUUCUUGUGGAUAAAAUUUUCAGAGUCUCGAUUAUGAUUUCUGGAGAUUGAUGAUAGUCUCUAUUGUUUGUUUCCCCAUCACUCUAUCUGUUUAUUCCCUUCCAUAUUAAUUUAUUCUUCUUCAUUAUAGUA
Arabidopsis lyrata subsp. lyrata is the source of this 678-nucleotide messenger RNA. RefSeq names its product arabinogalactan peptide 16. NCBI's taxonomy places the organism in Eukaryota, Viridiplantae, Streptophyta, Magnoliopsida, Brassicales, Brassicaceae. The transcript is spliced from 2 exons. The coding region runs from base 257 to 478 and encodes 73 amino acids. The record is from RefSeq and is a predicted model, not a curated record.